Plectropomus leopardus (leopard coralgrouper) is the source of this 1455-nucleotide messenger RNA. It is a transcript of the gene c1qc, whose product is annotated as complement C1q C chain. Lineage: Eukaryota; Metazoa; Chordata; Actinopteri; Perciformes; Serranidae. Gene Ontology annotation, molecular function: protein binding. The record is from RefSeq and is a predicted model, not a curated record.
UCACUCGUCCUUCCAGAUCUCAAUCAUUUCCCAAAAUUGCAGAACUGCGCACAACAAGCUCAGAAAACAAUCUCCGAGGUAGAAGCUGCUGAAUCUUUGGUUUUGUGUCGGCUUCCUCCUCCGGCUGCUGCAGGACUCGGAGCCUUGCUUCACUUUGAUCUGAACUCAGCGGAGCGGGUUUUAUUCUUCUGUCUGCUCUCUCAGAUCUCCAUCAUGCUUUAUCGUCGUUUUCUUGUGAUCGGUGCCCUGCUCUCAUUGGCCACGCCCCUGCUUGUUGCCAUGGAGACCUGCCCGGCAACAGGGAUGCCCGGGAUGCCAGGUAUUCCUGGGCUGCCUGGCCGAGACGGCCGUGAUGGAGAGAAAGGACAGAAAGGACAGCCAGGAGCAGUGUGGCACGGUGGCCUUGGCCCUCAGAAAGGAGAGAAGGGGGAACCGGGGCUGAUGGGAUUUCCUGGUAAACGAGGUCAGAGUGGGGAACCAGGAGAACCAGGGGACCCUGGGAUUGCUGGACCUCCAGGAGAACCAGGAGAAUCAGGGAUCGCUGGAGUCCAGCAGCAAGUGGCCUUCAGUGUGGCCCGAGGAACCAACGAAUACCCGGAGAAAGCCAGUGUCAUUCGGUUCACCAAUGUUAUCACCAACAUCAACAAUGACUACGACACCACAACAGGACACUUCCGGUGUCGCGUCCCAGGAAGGUACUACUUUGUGUAUCACGCCUCUUUGGAUGAGCGACUGUGUGUGCUGAUGAAGCUGGACAACAAGCUGCUGACAUCGUUCUGCGAUCAUCGCCGCACCAGGAGACAGGUGACUGCAGGCGGCCUGGCGGUCUACCUGUCGAGAGAUCAGGAGGUUUGGCUGGAAACGCAAGAUUACAGAGGGAUGAGAGGAAAAAGAGAAGGUUACAGCAUCUUCUCCGGCUUCUUGCUGCAACCUUAACUGUCCCAAAAUACAGCCUUUUAAUAAACAUUUUUUAUGGUAACAAUCCUAAGUUUUAAGGAUGUUUAUCAUUUCAAAUAAUGUCCCUGUUAGGUUAAAUUCUGACUGAGAAACUAGGUGACAGAGCUUAUAAUCGUCUUUUUUUAAAAAAAAAAACAUACCCACAAACAUUCAAAACGUGUUAUUAAGGACUUAGACUUUUUUUUUAAAUGAAAAUGUAAUUUCGUGAUAUUUUCACAUUAAAAAAAAAAUUUUUUUUUAAAUGUUUAUAGAAAAUGAACUCCAGAACAUUCUGCAAACUAAAAUUGUACCAUUCUCAGAACACUUUAAGAACCAAAAAUUGCUAGCUGGGGAGGAGUAAUAACUUGUCUUAUUUUAUUUGAAACUCUGUGUAAACUACAUUUGGAUAUUUCAUAUCGGACACAAUUUAAUGUGAUGCAGUGAUUUCAUCUUCUCUGUCUGUAAGUGAUCUCUUGAGCUGAAAACCCUCAAUAAACCCAAAUAAACAGCUGAAAAAAA